AAGCUGCUACACAUGAACGCGCACUAAUGACCGUGGAGGCUGUGUGGAAAAGCAGCGCACGGAGCUACCGUCGUCAGCUGUACGUUCCCGCCACGUGGAGGACAAAACACGGUUAAUUAUUAACUUUUCCGUCCGCUUGGACAUCACAAGUGCUCGAAUUGAAGCCGGGAACAUUAUGAAAAUACAGUGACGAGCAACAUUAAUCAAAGAGAGAACUGGUGUUUACUUCAACGCCUGAAGGCUUAUCAGGUUUCCUCUCCUGUCUCCAGUAACGUUAGACCUCCAUCGUGGAUGCGAGACUGAGCCUAAACCGCUGUAUCGUCCACCGAGUUAGACUACAGGGACCGUUAACCACAUUUAAUGUUUCACCAGAACUUCCUACAUCAGGAUGAAGGGACGAACAGAUGCUCCUCAGGAUCGGGGCUGCUUGGUGGGGAUCAUUUUCUUCAUUCUGGGCUUGGGAACGUUGCUGCCAUGGAAUUUCUUCAUGACUGCCUCAUUGUAUUUCCAAGGCCGCCUCAACACAACAGAAUGGAGCAACGGCACAGUGGUGGUCCGCAAGGAGUACUACUUCAACAACUGGAUGACGCUGCUUUCCCAGCUGCCCCUGCUGCUGUUCACCCUGCUCAACUCCUUCCUCUACCAGAGGAUAUCCGAGGCGAUACGCAUUGCAGGUAGCCUGGUUUUUAUCCUGCUGCUCUUCAUCUUCACAGCAGUGCUGGUCAAAGUGCCCAUGGAGGAGGAUCGCUUCUUCUCUGUCACCAUGGCUACUAUCUGGUUCAUCAACUCGUUUGGUGCCGUGCUGCAGGGCAGUCUGUUCGGCCUGGUGGGGCUGCUGCCUCAGAAGUACAGCGCCAUCUUCAUGAGCGGCCAGGGCCUCGCCGGAACCUUCGCUGCCGUUGCCAUGCUGAUAGCCAUAGGCAGUGAUGCAGACUCUGAGUCAGCAGCGUUGGGUUACUUCGUCACGCCGUGUGUGGGGACGCUGGUUACGCUCUUCAGCUACCUGCUGCUUCCCCGCCUGGAGUUUGCCCAGCAUCACCUGAACAAAAGCAGCAAGUAUGAGGCAGGCACCACAGACGAGCUGCUCAAAGAGAGCAGCACAGUGGAGAACGGCAAGCUGAACGGCCACGCUAACGGCUCGGCCGCUGGCGGUCCAGCCGAGGCCGAGGUGGACCCCGGCACGGACGCGACCAAGCACACCUUCCUGUCAGCGGAGCAGGGCGAGAAGGGCCAAGCCAAGGCCUCGGUCAUAGAGGUCUUCAAAAAGAUCUGGGUGAUGGCGUUCUGCGUGACGUUUGUGUUCACAGUCACUCUGUCCGUCUUCCCUGCCGUCACCGCAGACGUCAGAACAUCAUUCUCAAAAAAAUGGGAGCGCUUCUUUAUCUCUGUGUGCUGCUUCUUGACUUUCAACAUAAACGACUGGCUCGGUCGGACCAUCACCACCUUGAUUCGCUGGCCUUGUAAGGAGUCCCGUCUGUUCCCGCUGCUGGUUGUCUCCAGGGUGGUGUUCAUCCCUCUGCUGAUGCUCUGUAACGUCCAGAAUCGCUCCUACCUUCCCGUCUACUUCUCCCACGACGCCGCUUUCACAGUCAUCAUGAUUCUCUUCUCUCUGUCCAGUGGCUACUUCGUUGCCCUUUCCAUGACUUACGCACCACAGUUGGUGGAGCCGAAGGACGCAGAGACCGCGGGAGCCCUGAUGACCUUCUUCUUAGCCCUGGGUCUGUCCAUCGGAGCCGCCCUGUCCUUCCCUCUCCGAGCGCUGGUCUAGUCUCACAUGCGCGCACACACUCACACACACAGCGCUGCAUAGACCCUGUAGAAUUUCUUCACACUCACCAGGAGGAGGGCGAGGUUUACGCCGUUGAUCAUCGGUCUGCCCCUCCUGGAUGACCUUCGUGUUUUUUUCCAUUCAUCGGUCCGGUGCUGCGCCUGCUACAGCGUGACGACCAAAGACCCCGUGUGGGUGUGGUGUUAUUCAUAACUGACGCAACAAAAUAAGGGAUCGACUGUAUGUUCCGCAGAGCGACUCCUGGUUAUUGUCCAGCUGCUAACCUGAAGACACGGACACUAAAGACUCCCUCUCUGUACGUCGGCUUCUCAUGGGGUUGAUGCUGUUGGACUUUUUCUGUUGACUGUUUUGUGUUUCUACAUUUUUAAGUUUGUGUUUAGUUGUGCUGCAAUCAGGAACACCUAAGUAUGACAGAAGUCCUUGUUUUUACCACAGUGGAGUGUGGGUCACUAUGUAUUUGCUUGGCUUUUGAUAUGAGAUGGAUUUCUUUUCUAUUUCAAUGAUUACAGUGAAUCUACUCUUGUUAGAUUAAUUACAUUAGCUAUUUUUGAUGGAUUUUUCUUCCUGGAGUUAUUUUGUAUUUUCUAAUGACGUAGCUCUAUGUUUCAGAAGUAGAACAAACAUGAAAAUGUGUCUAAUAUUGUCCUGUAAAUUACCAGUGAAAGCUUAUGACGCAUGGACAUGCAUGGAUUAGUGAAUGGGUCAACUGGGCACUGGCUCAGGGGUCGAAGUAGUCAAAAGGGUCUGGGGGCCCCUGACCCAGAGCCUCUGUUUGAAGUGUCAUAACUUUUUUUUUUUCGUUGGGAAGACAGUUAAUCGACCACGCAGAGACAUAAGAUGAACGUAAGGACACAGAAAAGAGACAUACAACAGAUGUGUCAUUGUAGUAGUGUCUCAAUCUGGGGGUCUUGCUCCUAUGUAGGGCACAUGGGGGGCCUUUCACACAUCUCUGCCCCGGGGUCCAUUGUCUUCAUUAUUCAUCCAUGCUCAUGGGGCGUUUAGCCAUUUCCAGUUUUUCUUCACCUCCCAGUCUCCACUCCAGUGCAGCGUCACAAAACUGCAUCUCCCCAGCAUCAAGGCUGCUACUGCCACCUACUGGCCAAAAGGCCAAAGUCCCUCAGUUUCCUUUCCUUUGUUGAAAAGCCUCAAGGGUACACAUGACAGACCAGGACAGGACACUGCUGGCUGACAGGAAAUGGCGUUUACAGCACCUGGCGAUACUUGGUUGUUAGUUCUGGUGACAUGCCAGAGUUCAUGUCAGGUUAUGUGAGUUUGACAGCAUUCCUCUACUGACCCCCAGGCUGGCACCGAAGCUGCGAUGCAACUGUAGGCUCACUACAAGAAGUCGGUUUACCUGCUUAUUUCAAAUGUUGAACUUCUCCCAAGAAGUGGCUGCUGCUGUUUUGUUACUGAAUGGAUCAAUGUAGUGAUGCCGUGUUUAAAAAUAAUAAUGAGAUGUGGUAAUUGGGGUAUUUGUCUUAAAAAAAAUGAAAUACAAGGCACUGCAAAUGCCGUGAUGAAAGGAAAUGAGUAAUGAUUUUCAAUGUUUUAUAGAUAUUGUGUUGGCCGCUAAACUGUGUCAAAUAGGAUUUUUUUUGGACAUUUUGCCACAGACAUGAAUAACUACAAUUUGUUAGGAUAUUUAUUUUAGCUCACUGUAGUCUUCACAUGUAUAGGAAUUAAUUUAUUGCUCCAGUUUGGUGUAGAUUUGUUUUAGCCCUUUUAUCAGAAACACAAAAUGUUUUUGUUUUAUUUAGCAGACGUGAUCAAUAAGCCUUCAUUUUUAUGCUUAUUUUCUGUGUGUUUUUUUUAGUUUUGGUAUUUACAGAAUCUGUAAAUGAAGCGUUUCAUGAGUUGCAGUAUGAGAUCUGCACGAGGUUUCACGUACAGGUGAACGGAGAACACUUGAGUUGUGACACACACACACACACACACACACACAAAUGAGUCCUAAUGGUGGGAGCAAUAUUACUUACUUCUGAAAGUGUGACUUGAUUUAUGCUGCGUUCACAUGUGAACUGUCUUCAGCUCGAACACACAAACGUUUGUAUUGAAUUUACGGUUUACGGCAAGCAAAAUAUGGCAACUUAAGUCAAAUUAUACGCAAACGCUGCAGGUAGUUAUCAUGGAAACUAAAAUCUGAACAGUGUCUUUUCAGUAGGAAGCUGGAAUGAUCCGUGUUUCCUACAGAAUGUCAGUGCAGCGUCAGGGCUGUAGUGAUUUAUCAUGGGGAUCCUUAUGUGCAAUUCCAUGUCAUAAUUUCCAAUAUCAGAGGACCAUUCAAACUCUGAGUGUUUAUUUCCAGCUUGUAUUCUUCUUGUCUAAAGAGUGUAGAUGAACUUAAAAUGAUGACAUAUGUGUAGCUGUCAGGCAGUGUUCAGUGUCUGCAGGUUGCAGUUCAGCCUAAUUCUCAUGCUGUGUUCACAUCAUAUUGGAUUGACUGUAAAUACAAGCUGCUGUCUGCCCCCUCGUGCUGUUUAGUUUGUGCACGUGUCAACAUGAAGUCCUCUAACAUUAGCAGCGGAAGCGGAGCACUGCUGGGUUGACGCGGUCGAAGCCCCGGCGUGUCACCGUGUCGCGUUUCCUCCGACGUGGUGCGAACACAGCAUUGAUUCUGACUGAAUGUGAUCCAUUGUCCCACACUGGCAGACAGCACACAUAGGAUUGAACUACCGGACCAUGUCACUGUAGUUACAGUAAAGGGAAUUCAUGCCUGUGCAUGUUCAUAACUUAUUCUACAUUUGACUGUAAAUAAACAAAUGGUUCUAACAAGCUGUGUGUUUGUGGUUGCUGGGGGGCCUCACUGGAACAUGAGAGUAUAAUUAGCCUGACGACCCUGUUCUUCAAACGGCUUUAUUAACUCAGACCGCAUUGUGAGUACAAGUCAGAUUUAGCUUAAGUUAAGAAGUUGUUUUGAUCUGAGCAUAUAAGAAGCAACAUUUCAUAAGCUUUAAGUUUUUGUGAAUGUGAAUGAGCUUCAGCUUGAACAGUCUGGCUCAUGAUCCAGGUAACAGUAUGAAGGCUUCAUCUAUGCCAGCUG
Molecule: messenger RNA, 4829 nt
Organism: Chelmon rostratus (copperband butterflyfish)
Lineage: Eukaryota; Metazoa; Chordata; Actinopteri; Chaetodontiformes; Chaetodontidae
Product: equilibrative nucleoside transporter 2
Exons: 14
Coding region: 389-1768 (459 amino acids)
Biological process (GO): uridine transmembrane transport; adenine transport; nucleoside transmembrane transport
Cellular component (GO): plasma membrane; basolateral plasma membrane
Molecular function (GO): nucleoside transmembrane transporter activity
Source: RefSeq, a predicted model, not a curated record